Molecule: messenger RNA, 1117 nt
Organism: Priapulus caudatus
Lineage: Eukaryota; Metazoa; Priapulida; Priapulimorpha; Priapulimorphida; Priapulidae
Exons: 3
Coding region: 99-608 (169 amino acids)
Cellular component (GO): extracellular region
Molecular function (GO): hormone activity
Source: RefSeq, a predicted model, not a curated record
GAGUCGCCUUGGUUACGUUGAGCGUCUGCGUGCUGGCGGGAGAGCUGACGGCGGUGCACGCACGCACGGGCCGCUUCUGCGGCCGACACCUGACCAACAUGCUGCAGCUCGUCUGCCGCGGCCGCGGCUACAACACAGUGCGAACCACGAGAUCAGUGAUAGCGUACGAACCGAGGUAUCUCAGGAGUGGUGACGCGACAGAAAACGCCGACGUCAAUUUCGCCGACGUCACGGGGCCGUUACAGAAGAGAACGAAGCCGAGCGGUAUAGUCGAAGAGUGCUGCCUGCGUCGCUGCGACUUGAGAGCCCUCGAAAGCUACUGUGCCGAGGGACCAUCUAGAGUUGAUUCCUUGCAUCAGCGCAUCCCGACGCUGGUGGCCCAACCACCUAAAGUCGAAAACUCUGAAAGCGUCGAGGCUAAGACGUCACUUCCGGGGGGGAGUACAGACAGCGCGUCGACGAUUGCGACUAAGACGAGCCCCGGAUGGGGUCAGCGUCGGUACUUCUACGUCGGCUCGCAGGCGAACACGGUCUCUAGCGACGUCCUCGCCCGUCUAGCAAGCCUCGUGGACACCUACCAGGACUAUUGGGACGAGACCCAGCAAUAGCGGGGGCGGAGAACGCGCGCCGGGGUGGGGGAGGGGGUCGCAGACAUCUACAGUUAAUGAAUUGCGUGGCGGUGAACCAUUCAUUCCUGAAAUGGAAUAAAAAGAGAGAUAUAUGGCGGAAAACAUUUAGCUUGGAGCGGUUCUGUUCGUGUUCGUACGCUUUAUGUGACGGUGCAUGUUCAUUUACCGUUCAAUUGAACCCUUUCGAAUAGGACGCCCAGUGUAAGAUCAUUGUUGCUGAAAAUGUUUGAAUGUGUAACUCCGUAUUUAGACUUAUUCGUAAACGGUAAACAGUAUGAGAAAUAUAUUCGCGCAAUCUAUCGUGUGAAACUGGUCCCAUUAAUCUACUGAACAUUGCAUUUCUAAACGAACAUCUCUAUAAAUGAAAUCACUGAGAUCGAAUCCAUGGAUGCAUUUACGACUAAACCUCUUUAGAUCAGUGCGAAAUUGAUUGUCAAUAAUUUGAUGUCCAUAAUUAAACUCACGUUUCGCUAUAAUAAUAAAAUCAA